CUAGGUUGCGAUUGGUUGUUGAUAGCUUUAUCUUUGCAAGUUUAGGGGGCUUGCAACUGUAGCGAGGAGGCAAAAAUACCAGCGCACAUUGGAUUUCGAUUGAAAGGUCGAUCGAGAACUUAACAUGGUGAAUAAUGAAGAACGAGCUUGCUAUGUGGAGAAUCCAAAAAUUGAAGUGAACCCUAAGCCCAAAAACAGGGAUUAAAAGGGUUAUUUAUAGAGAAAUGUAGAGUACCAAUCUUUUAGAGGGAAAUUUUCCUACCAAAAAUAACCCAAUUGCAACGUUAAAAGCUUGAAAAUAUAAAACUAACAUAAAACAACUAACGACAACUUAACGGUAUUGUUACAACAUAUAAACUAAAGGUACGUUGGACUUACAACAUGAAAUUUUGAAAAUGGAUGAACAAAGCUUAAAAAAGUGAAUAUUGUAAGGGCACACCCUAUAGAAAACCCAAGAAAAUACGAGUAAAAGUUUAAAAAGAAAGCACCAGCAGCACCAUCUCAGCACCCAAAAUAGGAGUCAUUCCCACUAAAUUCAGUAGUAUCAACGGCAAAACAACGAUGCAGCAGCUUUCAGUAACUAGAGACUGCAAUGUCCGACCUCUAUUUUCACCAUCCACCAUAACCCCAUCACCUUCUGCCGCAAAUUCUUCCAAUCUACACAAUUCAAUCAACCCCACCUUCUUUUGCACUACAAAAACAUCAGUUGCAGCAGCAGCAGCAGCAGCAAAAAGAUGGUGCUCAAAAGGGUUUGCACCGGUUGUUUCCGCCGUCAAUGCCGCAUCAUCCGAAGGAGGAAGAGGGGAAAGAUUGAGCUCUGAAUCGCCUGCAAAGGCGCUUCGACGAUUGCUUAAUUCUACUGGCCUUCAUCAAGGCCCCGCCUGCUUUGAUGCUCUGAGUGCUAAGCUAGUACAGGAUGCUGGGUUUGAUUUUUGUUUUACUAGUGGAUUUUCAAUGUCAGCUGCUAGAUUGGGAUUGCCUGAUGUUGGCCUUAUAUCCUAUGGAGAAAUGGUGGAUCAAGGGCAGAAAAUAACAGAAGCUGUGUCAAUACCUGUGAUUGGUGAUGGCGAUAAUGGAUAUGGAAAUGCUAUGAAUGUGAAGAGAACUGUGAAAGGAUACAUCAAGGCUGGCUUUGCCGGAAUCAUCCUGGAAGACCAAGUGUCUCCUAAAGCUUGUGGUCAUACACAAGGCAGGAAAGUCACCUCCAUAGAUGAAGCAGUAAUGCGGAUAAAAGCAGCUAUAGAUGCUAGAAGAGAAAGUGGUUCAGAUAUUGUCAUUGUGGCAAGGACUGAUUCUCGUCAAGCCGUGUCUUUUGAAGAAUCAUUGCAGAGAUCACAGGCCUUUGCUAAUGCUGGAGCUGAUGUUCUAUUUAUAGACGCACUAGCUUCAAGAGAUGAGAUGAAGGCCUUCUGUGAAAUAUCUCCUUCAGUUCCUAAAAUGGCGAACAUGCUUGAAGGAGGAGGGAAAACACCUAUUCUCACUCCUAUGGAACUUGAAGACAUUGGAUACAAAAUUGUUGCUUACCCACUUUCUUUGAUAGGGGUCUCUAUCCAAGCAAUGCAGGAUGCCCUAACAGCCAUCCGAAGAGGCCAUAUUCCUUCCCCAGGAAGUAUGCCUUCUUUUGAGGAAAUCAAAGAUAUUUUAGGUUUUAAAGAUUAUUAUGAAGAGGAGAAGCGGUAUGCCCUAAUCACGACUCCACCACCUUCUCCUCGAGCUGUUGAUAGUGGUUAUGAACUCAUACAGAAUAAACAAGAUAGCUUGAAUGAAAGUGAACAAUCUUCGCGAGAUCAUCCCAUUGAAGUGAUAACACCUGAAGUCUAUACUGGUGCAGAUGGCUCAAGGGGAGCUUUUGGCAAUCUCUGGUCUUGAACAUUGAGAAUCAAAAUUACAGGAAGGGAUGGUAAAGAAAAACUGGAUGUCAGGGUUCCUCCUUAGUGGGUGUAAACCUCAAGGAGAUUUUAGACAAUGCUGCUGAUGGGAUGCAAGGGACACUGUUAGAUUUUAAUGACACACUCGGAGAUAGGAUACAAGCCUUUUUGGAGUAAGAUAAUGAAGUUUGUUGUGACUAAUGUGCAAGAGGUAAAUACUUUAAUAAACAGUAUGAUAGACAUUGUUUUAGAAGCUGAUGUAAUACCAUAAUCUGUAAGCAGAUUUUGCAUAUAAACAUUGUAUAUGAAGUACUCGUAUUUGGAUAAAUUUGGCCCGAAAUGAGUGUCCUUAUCUACCUGUAGAAUGUAGCAGUCACAUAAAGCCUGAGAUGAAGUUUUGCUAUCUUUAUCUAUGUGUAGAAUGUAGCAGUCACAUUAUUUUCCAUUAUGUUGUUAGGAUGUUAUGUGAUGCAACAGUUUUUCAUCC
Messenger RNA from Chenopodium quinoa (quinoa), 2355 nucleotides. RefSeq names its product 2,3-dimethylmalate lyase-like. Bases 562 to 1869 code for a protein of 435 amino acids. The transcript has 7 exons. NCBI's taxonomy places the organism in Eukaryota, Viridiplantae, Streptophyta, Magnoliopsida, Caryophyllales, Amaranthaceae. The record is from RefSeq and is a predicted model, not a curated record. Gene Ontology annotation, molecular function: catalytic activity.